Messenger RNA from Penicillium robsamsonii, 1455 nucleotides. Its product is annotated as NAD(P)/FAD-dependent oxidoreductase. The record is from RefSeq and is a predicted model, not a curated record. Bases 1 to 1455 code for a protein of 484 amino acids. Gene Ontology annotation, molecular function: oxidoreductase activity. Lineage: Eukaryota; Fungi; Ascomycota; Eurotiomycetes; Eurotiales; Aspergillaceae. The transcript is spliced from 3 exons. Gene Ontology annotation, cellular component: cytoplasm.
AUGGCGCCGAAUGAUUCAGUCUUUAGUCUAGUUACGGCCGACCCGGGCCUGCCGCGAGCCAAUCCCACCCAGUCCUACUGGCAGCACAUUCCACAUGCUCUUGCCGAUGUCCAAUCCUCAAAAUUACCGACUGACCGAGAUUUUGCGAUCAUUGGUUCCGGCAUCACCGGUCUAUCGGUAGCUAAGUCUCUCUUGGAACGCCACCCUACUGCCACAGUAACCGUUUUGGAAGCUCGUACGCUCUGUUCAGGUGCGACUGGGCGCAAUGGUGGACAGAUGGCUGCGAAUGCCGGAGAGCAGUAUAUGCACCUUGCAGAGACUCAUGGGGUCGAAAUGGCGGGCAAGAUUGUGGAUUUCACAUUCCGCAAUUUGGAGAGGAUGCAGGAAUUGGUUGAAGAGUAUGAUGCCGUGGAGUUGACUGAGAUGCAACGUCUACAGAAGCUGCGAGUCUUUUUGACCCAGGGGAAGUUUGACGACUUCAAGAAAAGCAUCGCGCGCCUGGAAACGGAUCAUCCUUCUAGGAAGGGACUGUAUACAAUUUUGGAUGCAGAUGCUGUGCUCAGGGAGUAUGGAAUCCAUGGGGCAUCUGGAGGAGCACUGCUCCCUGCUGGAACAGUUUGGCCAUAUCGUCUUGUCACCACAGUAUUCGCGGCACUCUUAAAAAAAUACCCAGGUCGCCUGACAAUCGAGACAAAUACACCGGUUGAAUCCGUUCGGCACAUUUCAACGCCUGCCUCGCCUAUCACGAGUGCUUAUCCGUAUACACUUCGCACUUCUCGCGGUCCACUCCGAGCACGGACUGUAGUUCAUUGCACCAAUGGCUACAGCGGGCAUCUCCUUCCUCGCCUAAGAGGACUUGUCCAUCCUUUCAAAGGCACAAUGACAGUUCAAGAUCCGCAUAAUGCUGUGUCGAAUCAGGGAACAACUGUCUCAUGGGGUUUCCACUAUCCUCCAUCCUAUGAUCCCGAAACCAAACGCCAUGGGUAUGGACUGUACUACCUAGGGCAGAGUGCAAAAACCGGCUAUUUCUACUUCGGCGGCGAAAAUACUCGUCUUGAGGAGUCAGUAUCCUCAGAUGACAGCUUCGUGGCCGACCACUCCGUUGAACACUUGGAGAUCGUCCUCCCACGAUUCUUUGGCAAGCACGACAGAUCCGAUUGGCGCUUGGUCAGUUCGUGGAGUGGAAUUAUGGGUUAUUCCUCUGACGGUCUGCCAAUGGUCGGACGGUUAUCACCGACGCUGACAGACCGGGAAGGUGACGGCGAAUGGAUUGCUGCUGCAUUCAAUGGAUAUGGCAUGGCGAACAGCCUGAUGAGUGGCGAGGCGUUGGCUUUGAUGAUUUUGGGUGAGGAUGUUAGUGAUUGGUUCCCAGUUGCAUACGGACUGGGCGAAAAGAGACUCCAAGAGACGCUCAUAGUCCCAGGAGCCGUCAAUGCACUACGCUCGAAGCUAUGA